CCGCCGCCAUUGGUGACAGCCCGGACUCAUGAUUCCCAUAUGCCCGGUAGUUUCCUUCACCUAUGUGCCCAGCCGGCUGGGGGAAGAUGCCAAAAUGGCCACCGGCAACUACUUCGGAUUCACCCACACCGGGGCUGCUGCCCAGUAUAGCCAGCAGCCAGCUUCAGGUGUAGCCUAUUCCCAUCCGACCACCGUUGCAAGCUAUACUGUCCAUCAGGCGCCAGUAGCUGCGCAUACAGUUACUGCUGCCUAUGCCCCAGCAGCCGCAACAGUCGCAGUAGCCAGGCCUGCUCCUGUGGCUGUUGCGGCUGCUGCGACAGCUGCAGCCUAUGGAGGCUACCCCACGGCGCAUACGGCAACAGAUUACGGUUAUACGCAGAGGCAACAAGAAGCUCCCCCACCGCCACCUCCAGUCACCACACAAAACUACCAGGACUCCUAUUCAUACGUUAGAUCCACCGCUCCAGCUGUGGCAUACGACAGCAAGCAAUAUUAUCAGCAACCCACAGCCACGGCAGCUGCAGUAGCAGCUGCUGCCCAGCCACAACCUUCUGUAGCUGAAUCGUACUACCAGACAGCUCCAAAAGCCGGCUAUAGCCAAGGAGCGACUCAGUAUACUCAAGCCCAGCAAACCCGACAAGUGACUGCCAUUAAACCAGCCACGCCAAGCCCAGCCACCACCACCUUCUCCAUCUAUCCCGUAUCUUCCACUGUGCAACCAGUUGCAGCUGCUGCUACUGUUGUCCCCUCGUAUACCCAGAGUGCUACAUACAGUACGACAGCGGUUACUUACUCUGGUACCUCUUACUCUGGCUAUGAGGCUGCAGUAUAUUCAGCUGCAUCAUCUUAUUACCAGCAGCAGCAGCAGCAACAGAAACAGGCGGCGGCGGCAGCUGCAGCAGCGGCCGCCACAGCUGCUUGGACAGGGACCACCUUUACUAAAAAGGCACCAUUCCAAAACAAACAGUUGAAACCAAAACAACCCCCCAAACCACCCCAGAUCCAUUACUGUGAUGUCUGUAAGAUCAGCUGUGCUGGACCACAGACUUACAAGGAACAUCUGGAAGGACAGAAACAUAAAAAGAAAGAAGCUGCCCUGAAAGCAUCACAGAAUACCACCAGCAACAAUUCAUCUGCUCGUGGGACUCAAAACCAGUUGCGCUGUGAACUUUGUGAUGUGUCUUGCACUGGAGCCGAUGCCUAUGCUGCUCAUAUUCGUGGAGCUAAGCAUCAGAAAGUGGUUAAGCUGCACACUAAGCUUGGGAAACCCAUUCCUUCAACUGAACCAAACGUUGUCACCCAGGCGACAUCUUCAACAUCUGCUUCUGCUUCCAAACCAACAGCAGCCUCUUCGAAUAUCGUAACUAGCAGCAAUGCCGUGAAUUCUUCCGUUGCAUCUUCUGCCGUGAAAAUUCUCACUUCCUCUGCCAAUGUGCUGCUUAAUGCAGCAUCCAACAAGUCAACAAUAGUUCCAACUAAUGUCACUGUAAAGAAAAUAUCGACACCCAAAAUUAAUUUUGUUGGUGGCAAUAAACUACAGACAACAGGAAGCAAAGUGGAUGAAUUAAAAGCAGUGGAAAAUGUCAAAACAGCUCCUUCUGUUGCUACAGUACAGACCCAAGAAAUCAAACAAGAUACAUCCUCUGAACCUGUAACGCCUACAUCUCUUGCUGCUUUGCAAAGUGAUGUCCAGCCAGUGGGCCAUGACUAUGUGGAAGAGGUGCGGAAUGAUGAAGGGAAGGUGAUCCGUUUCCACUGCAAGUUGUGUGAAUGCAGCUUUAAUGACCCUAAUGCCAAGGAGAUGCAUUUAAAAGGAAGACGACACAGACUCCAGUAUAAGAAAAAAGUAAACCCUGACUUGCAAGUAGAGGUAAAGCCUAGCAUCCGGGCAAGGAAGAUACAAGAAGAAAAGAUGAGAAAGCAGAUGCAGAAAGAAGAAUACUGGAGAAGGCGUGAAGAAGAGGAGCGGUGGAGGAUGGAGAUCAGGCGUUACGAGGAGGACAUGUACUGGAGGAGGAUGGAAGAAGAGCAGCAUCACUGGGAUGACCGACGCAGGAUACCUGAUGGGGGAUAUCCUCAUGGACCCCCAGGCCCUCUUGGGCUACUUGGUGUUAGACCAGGGAUGCCACCACAGCCCCAGGGACCAGCGCCUCUCCGUCGACCAGAUUCAUCAGAUGACCGUUACGUGAUGACCAAGCAUGCAGCUAUCUACCCAACCGAGGAGGAACUCCAGGCAGUCCAAAAAAUAGUGUCCAUCACUGAACGUGCAUUGAAACUGGUGUCUGAUAAUAUGACCGACAACGACAAAACCAAGGGCAAGGAUGGAGACGAUAAAAAAGAAGGCACUAAAGACAGAGCUUUGAAAGGAGUCUUACGAGUGGGGGUGCUGGCAAAGGGCUUGCUCCUCCGAGGAGACCGAAAUGUCAACCUUGUCUUGCUGUGCGCUGAGAAGCCGUCGAAGACGCUGCUGAGUCGUAUUGCUGAAAGCCUUCCCAAGCAGCUUGCUGUAAUAAGCCCUGAGAAAUAUGAAAUAAAGUGUGCAAUACAAGAAGCAGCAAUCAUUUUGAAUUCAUGUGUGGAACCGAAAAUGCAAGUGACUAUCACGCUGACAUCGCCUGUCAUUCGAGAAGAAAACAUGAGGGAUGGAGAUGUAACCUCGGGUAUGGUGAAAGACCCACCGGACGUCUUGGACAGGCAAAAAUGCCUUGACGCUCUGGCUGCUCUACGCCACGCUAAGUGGUUCCAGGCUAGAGCUAAUGGUCUGCAGUCCUGUGUCAUUAUCAUACGUAUUCUUCGUGACCUCUGUCAGCGAGUUCCCACUUGGUCUGACUUUCCAAGCUGGGCGAUGGAAUUAUUAGUAGAGAAGGCAAUUAGCAGCGCGACUGGACCACAAAGCCCUGGGGAUGCACUUAGAAGAGUGUUUGAAUGUAUAUCUUCAGGAAUUAUCCUUAAAGGAGGUCCUGGCCUUCUGGACCCAUGUGAAAAAGAUCCUUUUGACACCCUUGCUUUAAUGACAGACCAGCAGCGAGAAGAUAUUACUUCAAGUGCACAGUUUGCACUACGACUCCUUGCUUUCCGUCAAAUACACAAAGUUCUAGGAAUGGAUCCUUUGCCCCAGAUGAACCAGCGUUUCAAUAUCCACAACAACCGCAAAAGGAGACGGGACAGUGACGGAGUAGACGGAUUCGAAGCUGAGGGGAAAAAAGACAAGAAAGACUAUGAUAACUUUUAGUUGUUGUCUUU
Molecule: messenger RNA, 3243 nt
Organism: Euleptes europaea (tarantolino)
Lineage: Eukaryota; Metazoa; Chordata; Lepidosauria; Squamata; Sphaerodactylidae
Gene: ZFR
Product: zinc finger RNA binding protein
Exons: 20
Coding region: 29-3232 (1067 amino acids)
Cellular component (GO): precatalytic spliceosome
Molecular function (GO): double-stranded RNA binding; single-stranded RNA binding; zinc ion binding
Source: RefSeq, a predicted model, not a curated record